AUGGCCCGCGGACGUAAGGCGGUCGACACCGGCAGUAUCAGGAGGCAGCCAGGGAGGAAUUGUCGUGGGGACUCUUUCGUUGAAGCAGCUGCACCGGGUGAUGUAGCGAAGCCCAGCGUCGCGAUGGACUCGACGAAUUCCAAGCCAAAGAAGACUCCGCGGAGGGCCGCGAAGGAUAAAUAUGAAGAGGAGAAGAUGAUGACCAGCGACAAGUCGCUACUCAUUGACAUAAACCUAAAGGCAUUGCUCGCGCACCCUGAUGCUUGGAACUGUCUUGAAGAGUCCGAGAAGAAAGAAAUACUAGAUCUACUCCCUAGUGACAUACACCCCAAUCCGAACCCUUCUCAAAAUGACCCCAAUGCAAAAAUCGACCCUCUACCAUCGCAGUUUCUGCUUUACUCAAAUAACUGGGGCGAAGCCCUCCGCACCUUUCAGCUGGAUCUCGAAUGUGGGCGCUAUGAUCCGCAGUGGGUGCGUGAAGCUGAAGAGGCCGUUAGAGAGCGAGCUGCUGGCAAAUUUGAUAAGUUCAAAGAACAAGAGUUCGAGGAGUUCUGGGGCCAAAAGCAGAAAAUGGAUAGAACCUUGGCUGCUGGUGCAAGCUCGAAGAUCAAGCUAAGCACUCUUAUUGAGCAUGGAGUUAUUCGAAUGGGCGAUAUAUUGAAAUGGUCGAGGAGUUUUAACCGCCCGAGGGUUUUGAUUGAAAAGGAGGCCAGGGUCAUUGAAAUCAAUGGACCGAGUCUGACUUUCGCUAUUCCCGCGGGACAACGGACAUUCCUGAAAGCGGCAGUGACUCCAGAUGCAAAGACGCCGGGGACAGAAGAACAAGCAGAAGACCAGCAAAAGUCUGGCCCAAUAACCCCACCAUCAUCGCAAACCAACGGUGUAAGCUUGAAUAAUACAGAUACUGAGUCGGAUGCGAAAGACACAGAGGCUGGUCCCUCUAGGAAGCGCAGUGCCGAACCCGACAUCGAAGCUAUGCCCAUCAAAAGGCCGCGUGGACGUCCGCGCAAGCAAAAACCUAUUCCAAUCCAGGAGGAAACGGACGAUCUUGUAGUCGAAACUACCAAAUCCCGCCCUGAAGACGGAACUGACUCACUCUUGUCCCAUACCGAAAACAACGUUGAACCGUCAGCGGAGAUGCAGAACGGUGGCUCGCACUCAGAUGCAGAACCUUCGAAGAAUACAAGGUUAAAUGGGUUAGACGAAAUCAAGCUCGGAGAACCAGAGAUUAUCGACCUUGUGGAUGAUGAACCUUCCCAGUCGUCUCCUGAAGAGAACUGCGAGGCGGAUGAGGUGAUUGUACGUGAUAUUCAGGCCCUUAAUACACUUACUUCGAAGAUAUUGGAAAUCGAUGGCCGGGUCAGCAAAUCCACCAAUGGCAAUGCCUGGAAAGAGCUCCGCUGCUUCAGGAAUAAUCAGGAUAUGGGCACCCUAUGGGAAGUCAGGCAAGCUUGGUUUUUGAAGAACAAAUAG
Molecule: messenger RNA, 1473 nt
Organism: Aspergillus mulundensis
Lineage: Eukaryota; Fungi; Ascomycota; Eurotiomycetes; Eurotiales; Aspergillaceae
Exons: 4
Coding region: 1-1473 (490 amino acids)
Source: RefSeq, a predicted model, not a curated record